GAAGCGCUUGGAUACUCUGUUGCUGGAACUCUCCCACCUGUCUUUCAUCCUUAUGACACACGAAUGGCGCCGCCAGCCUUUCCGUGCACUAUACUUGGGUUAUCAACUCCUGUUCAUAGUAUUCCUGUUCAUUCCCUAUCAUGUCGUCAAAUAUGCACCUCGAGCGUGGCGUCCAAGAAAAUCUUGGUCCCUACAGCGCAGUGUAGGUAUCGCAUUCGUUCGUUAUUUGGGGAAGGUUGAGGAGAAAGUAGGAUCUAUGCUGAGCUUUCCAACCCACGAAGCAAUAAAGGAAGGCCCUGGUGUGAAAGCUUUGUGGAUCAAUCCCGUUCCAGAGCUAAUGAACAAGCAACUUCAACAAUGGGCAGCGAUAUCUGGUGUGCAACCCAUCCGCAUACCGGGGUACUGGAUGGAUAAGCAAGGUUUAGAUUUCACUAUCGGUGCACCCCUGCAGUCAGGCGAGAAGAUCCUUUAUCGUCUUCACGGCGGCGCCUACACACUACUUUCAUCUCACCCAGAUGACAGGUCUGCUAAAUAUGCCCGUGAUCUCCUAAACAAAUGUUCCUCAUUUCGACGUGCAUUUUCCGUCGAAUAUCGGCUUUCUGUGGGACCUCCUUACCCUGCUCGUAAUCCGUUUCCAGCCGCCCUCCUCGAUGCUAUCGCUGGUUAUGCUUACCUCGUUAACGAGUGCAAAUACAAUCCUUCAGAUAUCGUGAUAGCGGGCGAAUCUGCAGGAGCAAAUCUCGCUCUGGCGCUUACACGAUAUUUGCUUGAAUGCCAGGGAGAUUCUAAGGACAACGUCUUUGAGCCUCCUGCCGGAUUGAUCCUUCUCUCUGCCUGGGUCGAUCUCAGCACUUCGCAUGUUAAACCUGGAUUGUCACCCUUCCUAAAUGCCGAGUCAGAUUACGUCUCCCAGUUGACGCCGCUUGACUGCUACUCCAAGAUUGCUUUCCUCGGACCUCACGGACGGGAAGGUGCCGAGACGAAUGAGUACAUAUCCCCCGCCUCACUACAUAUCGACUCUACAUUUUAUCGAUUUCCCAGAACCAUCCUCAUCGCGGGUGGCUCGGAAAUGUUUUUGGACCAGAUCAAAACUCUUAAGAGUAGGAUGGUGCGUGAUAUGGGCGAGGGGAACGGCGCUGGUCAGGUUACCUACUUGGAAAUGCCUGAUAGUAUACAUUCGUUCAUCAGCUGGCCCAAGUAUGAGCCUCAGUGCACCGAUGCGUUGCUGAAAAUCGCAGAAUGGGCGGACGUGUUUUAGAUAUUUUCAAUUCCAGCUUCUCGCCCAGAUGAUUUACAAUUGACAGAUGCAGUUGAUUGGGAAAAUGUGGGCCGCGCCCUUGAAAGGAGAGAAGAAUGUUUAACUGCAGUUACAAAAAACAAGAAGAUUUAUCUACGUGUGUACA
Molecule: messenger RNA, 1403 nt
Organism: Serpula lacrymans var. lacrymans S7.9
Lineage: Eukaryota; Fungi; Basidiomycota; Agaricomycetes; Boletales; Serpulaceae
Exons: 2
Coding region: 53-1258 (401 amino acids)
Molecular function (GO): hydrolase activity
Source: RefSeq, a predicted model, not a curated record